Armigeres subalbatus is the source of this 1289-nucleotide messenger RNA. RefSeq lists its product as uncharacterized. The coding region runs from base 71 to 1111 and encodes 346 amino acids. The record is from RefSeq and is a predicted model, not a curated record. Lineage: Eukaryota; Metazoa; Arthropoda; Insecta; Diptera; Culicidae. The transcript has 3 exons.
CAUAAGUAAGCAAAAAGUGGGCCAUGAUUAUUUACCAUACUAUGUCAAACUUCUAGUAGAUACAGCAAACAUGUCGGAUUUCAGGUGGAUGUCAGAUCUCAUUGGAACGGGCGACCAUGAAAAUGGUCAAAGCUUUGAUUUUCGUAGGCAAAAAGAAUGGAUUGACUUGAUCGUUGAUGAGCUGGAAGAAAAUAUCAACAUAUUCUUUAGUCUCAUGGGUAUAGUUCAAACACGGCACGAAAUCAACAAUCUUGCCAGAUUGGAGCCCAUAGACUUAGUGGAGUAUUUGAGGGCAUUGAAAACAAAUUUGGCUUUUGAGCAAUACGAGAUUCCAGAUAAAUAUCUAAAUAUUUUGCUGGCUGUUCGUAGCCUACGUCGCAUGCAACCACCCAAGCAAGAACCUCUGAUUCCCUACAAACGUAAACGCACUCAAGAUGAAAACCUUCAAUGGAUCACCAAUAUUUUAGCCUGCAAAUCUAAAACUCGUAACUUGCGAGGCAAAAAUCAUUUAAUCCAAAGCGUCGUUGAAGAAACGAAACUUGAUAUUAUUGCAUUGACCGACCGUAGCUCUCGGGAGAUAGAAAAUAUCAUUGAAGAGUCACAACUGCAACUGAUUGAGCUGAAGCAUGCCGGAGAUUCAAAAUUUGCCGAUCUCCAGGAUCAAACGUCUAAAAAAGUUUUAGAUUUGGAAAGUAUAGGCGGGUAUCGCGAGCUGGUUCACGAACACGACCAGAAGCGACGAAAAAUCACCAAAUUGACCGUGCAGUUGCAGUUGUGGGUGAAGAAGUACGACAAAUUUGUUGGAGAACCAAUGAAAGAGCUGGAAGCGUUGGAAGAAGAAGUAAGUAAAUUUGAAGAGUGGAAGGAAACCGUGUACGAUCCGCAGGAGGAGAAAUACAACGAACUGCUAGCCAUUAUUGAUGCGUUCGAAACAGAACUGACCGAAGAGCAGGUUGCAGUAUUCAGGAUUGCGCACGCUGCUCGCAUUAUACAACGGGGAUGGCGAAGGGUUCUUGAGAAAAGAAGACGGAGGAAGCAGAGGAAGAAGAAACGCGGCGGAAUGAAGAAGAAGGGUGUAGCUGGAAAACAGGCAAAAACAAGAAAAAAAUAAAAUAAAUCAUGUUGAAAAAGGGAAAGCUUUAUUCGGAGUUUGCUUAGGGAGUUGAAGCAAUAACUUUGCUGUGCAUACCAUGUGUCUAUCUUAUUUUAAUUUUCUGUGAUUUUUUUUCCAACUCGCUUUUAACACUUAGGGGGAUUAUUCAUCUAACUAUGUUUAUCAAAUCAUGCGA